Messenger RNA from Gasterosteus aculeatus aculeatus (three-spined stickleback), 4897 nucleotides. It is a transcript of the gene hhip, whose product is annotated as hedgehog interacting protein. Lineage: Eukaryota; Metazoa; Chordata; Actinopteri; Perciformes; Gasterosteidae. The record is from RefSeq and is a predicted model, not a curated record.
UAAAAAGAGGGAGGAAAGAGCACGGGGAAACAUGUGAGCGGUCUGAGGACUUUAGUGAGAGACAACUUUUAUGUCUUCUAUGUUUUUUUGUUGACCCCGUGCAUGCACAGACCUUCGUGCUGUGCUUAAAAGGAUUUACAUCGGAAGGAACGUCUUCUGCAGUUUGGGGUUUUGAGUUUUUGGUUUCAUCAGGAUAAAUUAUUAUUGUUUUUGCUUUUAUUUUUUUAUUUCUGCGUUUUAAAAUACAGGUGAAGCAGCAGCAGCAGCCGCAACAAUUUAUUUUCAAACUGCUUUCUUUAUAACAGAGUCAAUAUUUGGACACCUGUUCUGACCAACAGCAUAUUUUUUAUUUUCUGUUAGUAAUUGACUUCUGCUGGUUGAGAAAAAGAGCUCAAAAUAAAUAAAAUAGGCUGCACUGCAGUCUAACCCCACUUCUAUUUUUUAGAAAAAAAGGGGGACCCCAACUUUAUUUUUUUAUAUUAAUUUGUUUUGUUUUCAUUUUCCAUAUUUUCGUCCGUUUUCAGCCUCUUUUUUUCCUUCCAAACGAUGAAGCAUUUGCAAGUUGUGCUCGUGCUGUCCAUUGCGGUCAGCGUGUGGGAAUGUGGGGACGCCAAAUUCGGCGAAAGGGGGGAAAUUGGCCCCAGGAGAAGAAGAUGUUACGACGGAAGCUUGCCCAAGCGGCUGAAGAAAAGGGAGCGAAAAGUCUUGCUGGACGGCAGCAACAGCGGAGAAGUUUGCCACAGGUUGUACCCCCGCGUCUCCUGCUGUCCCACCAGGAGAGCCGCCUACCAGAUCCUGCACCGCAGGGAUGCCAGGAUUUUCUCCACCAACAACACCGACUGCGGACAUCUCCUGGAGGAGAUCAAGUGUGCACGCUGCUCCCCCAAUGCCCAGAUGUUGUUCCACUCCCUGGAUAUGGAUAAGGUGCCACACCGGGAGCCAGACCUGCCGAGGCUCUGCCUGGACUUCUGCCGUGAGUUCUACUACACCUGCCGGGGGCACAUACCAGAACUGUUCCAGGCCGAUGUGGAUGAGUUCUGCCAAUACUACGGGAGGAGAGAUGCCAGUCUGUGCUUUCCAGAUUUUCAACGAAAGCAACUACAAGGGCAAGAUUCCAACUUCUUGGAAGACGAGAAAAGGAAACACAAACACAACUGCUACUGUGCCCAGGAGGUGUUGAGUGGUCUGCGGCAGCCGGUGGCCGUGGUGCACUGUGGGGAUGGAUCCCAGCGGCUCUUUGUCCUGGAGAGAGAGGGAAUCGUCAGGAUACUCAACCAUGACCUCGAGCUCAUCAAAGAGCCCUUCCUGGACAUACACAAGCUGGUGCAAAACGGCCUGAAGGGUGGAGAUGAAAGGGGCCUGCUAAGCUUGGCAUUCCACCCCAAUUACAAGAAGAAUGGCAAGCUCUACGUCUCCUACACCACCAACCAAGAGCGCUGGGCCAUCGGACCGCACGACCACAUUCUCCGUGUGGUUGAAUACACCGUUUCGAGGAAAAACCCGAACCAGGUGGACAUGCGGUCCGUCCGGGUGCUGAUGGAAGUGGCAGAGCUGCACAGGAAGCACCUCGGGGGUCAACUUCUGUUCAGCCCUGAUGGUCUGUUGCACAUCGUCCUGGGAGAUGGCAUGAUCACCCUGGACGAUAUGGAGGAAAUGGAUGGGCUCAGUGAUUUCACAGGGUCCGUCCUGAGGGUAGAUGUGGACACAGACUGCUGUACAUCCCCUUAUUCCAUACCGCAGGACAAUCCGUACUUCAACAGCACCAACCAGCCACCUGAGAUCUUUGCUCAUGGAUUACAUGACCCAGGCAGAUGUGCAGUGGAUCGGCUUCAGACGGACAACGGGAGCCUCCUGAUGAUCUGUACGGAUGCCAGCGGCAAAAACGCGUCAGCAGGAAGAAUUCUGGAGAUUACCAAGGGGAAAGAUUACGAAAACGAGCCGUCUGUCUACGACCUGCACUCCAGUGGAGGAGCCCCACCCGUGGGGGGCUUCAUCUACAGAGGCUGCCAGUCCAGAAGACUUUAUGGCAGCUACGUGUUUGGAGAUAAAAACGGUAACCUGCGGAUCCUCCAGAAGUCUCCUUUGUCAACGUCCGCCGGCGGUGAACAGUGGCAGGAGAAAGCUCUGUGUCUGGGCUCGGCCGGCUCAUGUGGCUACCUGCUGGUGGGACACAUCUUGGGUUUCGGAGAGGAUGAACUAGGUGAAGUCUACAUGCUGGCAAGCAGUAAAAUCAUGGUGCAGUCAAACAGUGGGAAACUCUACAAGCUGGUUGAUCCUAAACGGCCUCCCGCCCCGAAAGAGUGCCAGCGUCAGGUGGAGCCUCCGGAGCUGCUGAUGACAGCUUGCUCCAGACACUGUAAGAACGGACACUGCACCCCUACUGGCCAGUGCUGCUGCAGCCUCGGCUGGGAGGGACCCUUCUGCAGAGUUGCCAAGUGCGAACCAGCCUGCCGCAACGGAGGAGUGUGUAUCGAGCCCAACAUGUGCAUGUGCAAGAGCGGUUACUCCGGGGCCCAGUGUGAGCAGAGUGAGCAGGGCAUGCCCAACGACCAGGAGAAAGACGGCAUACUCGACCACAUCAUUGACAUGACCUCGUACCUCCUAGACCUGACCAGCUAUAUCGUAUAGGGGUGCGGAGAGGGGGCCUGUUCCCCGCCGUCGUCUUCAAGCUGACACAAAUCUACCUAUCGCCACCAGCAGACUCUUAACGAGGUGUCCUUAAUAUGGCCUCUUAAUCUCCCUCACACCAACACAAACAGGCAUGUACACACACACACACACACACACACAUGCACACACGGGAUUCCCAUCAGACCGCUUUACGUCCUCGUCUCCAUCACCGUACCAGACUCAUCCUCUUUUGCCGAUAAGCUACAUGCUCCCGAGCACCAGGCCUGGCAUCCAAGCCGUGCUCCCAACGUGGCCCAGUGUGAGACCCGCAGACAGCGGAGGAGGUGAUUAGUAAGCACGGCCAAUUUGCGGAAGGUCCACUACGACGUGUCCUGUCCCGUUCAGAAAAUGCUCACUCACGGCCGACUCCGCAGGAACAGACCUUUUAAACCCAAGACUUUGGAUCUCUUCAGGGGGCCAUCUGUUGCUUUAUCAAGACACCACGGAAAAUGGAGCUCCAGGCAUUUUUCAGUGGAGACGGGUUGAUUGUUCGGGGGUUCUUUAAGGAUUCAAAAUUGUAAAGGAGCGGCGUGGCUCCAGCUCCAAUUCAUCUUCAUGGUCCUUUCAAAAAUAAUUGUCCGCAUGCAUAGACUUUGAUGGAACGCUCUGCACCUCUGAAGUCUAUGACAGUCGUUGGUCCUAUAGAGCCCGCAGUGCUUUGUGCUGUUCUAAAGGCACCAAUACGGGAGAGACGAACCAUGUCGUCUCACUUAAGAUGUUGUAUUUGGUUUGCGGGCACAUUGUCAUAAGAAAAAGCUAUAACAGUAUACGGUGUGUAUACUUUGUUUCGCAACAUUCACUUGCUAUCAAUGUACAGAAUGGAUCUACAACAUAGGACUGUCACCUACACAGAAAUAGGACUGACUCAAGUGAGAAUGUUUUGUCAAAGCCAGUUUCAUACAAUCUGAGUUUUCUGGCUCUCAUGCACUGUAUUCAUUUUUUUGUUUCAUUCACUUUAUUAUUCAAAAUGAAUUAAAACAUUUAUUAAAAGCGCAAUGAGAGUAGUUUAACAUUCACGUGUUCACACCACCCUCUCACAGUUAUCAGUUAUCAAACUCCUUUCAUGGCGUCGCACACUGAAAUUGAACCCGAACUCAAAACUAUAAAGGGAAGAGAUAGCGCAGUGGUGUAUAUUUCCAAUAGAGCUUACCUAAGUACUACUUAGCAUUGCAAAAAAAAAAAAAAAAAAAAUCUAUAGCAUUACUAUUGUUUUCAUAGAGGAGGGUUUAUUUUUUUAAGCGUAAUAAUAUAUGGGAGAGAAUGGUGUUUAUAGAAAGCAGUUUUACACUAAGCCUGUCAGUUCAUGUCAUGUCAUGUUCUCGUACUUAUACAUAUGCAGCUGUUAAGAAAGACGCUUGAGGACAAGUAUUUUUUUUCUCCCCAUCCCUGCCCCAGAUGUAAAAGUAAUGCAUGUGUGUGCCUGCAGAGAGUAAUUCAGAGCAGUUGUCUGAGUCCAUCUAAUUCAUCUGGUUUCACUAGCGCUGUCAGAAAUGUGUCUCCGUUGUCAGAUGAUCAAACGUCUCAUCAGGCCACCAGGUCUUUGUGAAAGCGGUUCAGUCAGAUCUUCUCCGCGGAGAGCAGAUUUAAGAUUAAACUAAUGAUCCGUCUCGUGGAGAUAGCAUCGAUUGAACGUCUAAUGAACAUCUGACUCCUACUUGUAGCCAGAGAACACUUGAGCACAGACGGGGACGGUCUGGAGCCACAUCGAUGUGUCUUUUCAGACGCCGGGCGAACGCUCAUUCGGAGGCAGCGCGCGUACAUUCUGGUCCGUAUUCUGGAUGAAUUGUGAAUGGGGUUUUUUUUUUCUCUCUCCACGACUUUUAUUUUGAAAAACAAGCAUCGCAGUUGAUUGAAGUUCAGUGUCAGUUCAAGAUGUAUUUUUUUUUCCCCUCAUCUCCCGCCUCGCUUGUGUUUGCUGAAAUAAAUCAACUACCUGGUCAAAAUGGAAUUCAUGCUGUAAAAUGGAAAAUUAUAAUUUCUUUUAGCACUUAAUGUGAAAGUUGCAUUGUAGCUGCUGAGAUGGCGUGGUGUGAAUAGAAUAACCAUUUUCAUUAUUUAAGUAGUUACACAAAUGAAAUAAUUAUUUAAGUUCUUCUAUGUCGUUUUUACCAUUGUACUGUAUGUGACCAUUUUUUUUGUAUUCCUGUAUUGUAAAUAAAACUAGGGAUAACUUUGUUUCUCUACAGAAAUAUCAAUAUGUCUAUUAAAAUUUAUAGCAUGUCUGAAA